Messenger RNA from Corticium candelabrum, 2216 nucleotides. RefSeq names its product cytosolic phospholipase A2-like. Gene Ontology annotation, cellular component: cytosol. NCBI's taxonomy places the organism in Eukaryota, Metazoa, Porifera, Homoscleromorpha, Homosclerophorida, Plakinidae. Gene Ontology annotation, molecular function: calcium ion binding; calcium-dependent phospholipid binding. The record is from RefSeq and is a predicted model, not a curated record. The transcript has 11 exons. Gene Ontology annotation, biological process: glycerophospholipid catabolic process. The coding region runs from base 59 to 2020 and encodes 653 amino acids.
UUCCAAUCCAGAUGUUGUACGUCUAGACGUCAUCGUCCAUUCUGCUGAAGACCUGAAGAUGACUCUCUACCGAAAAGUCAUGCGGCUGUUUGGUUAUGACAAGGUGAAUCCUUAUGUUGAACUUCACAUCACGAAACCGUGGGAAAAGGCAAAAGAAGCUGCGAAACAAAAGACAGCAUUUAAACUACUCACAAACACGCCUCAGUGGGAGGAAGAGAUAUCUUUUCUUAUUGAUAAACGUGAUGGAGCGGGACAGCUUACGUUAACUCUCUGUGACUCUCUUCUUGUCGGUUAUUCCCUGUCAAGUCCCUGUGUCAUUGAUCUGGAUAAGAUCACUUUGGAUCAACCCUUUGCGGAAAGAGAAGCGUCCCUUGAUGGUAAAGGAAAGUUGAAAUAUUCUAUCCGAAUGAGAAAACCAACUGCUGAUGUAAGAUUUGGCACAGAUCUACACGAGAAAGAAAAGGCCAUUUUGACACAAAGAAGCGAAAGCGCUGCUAGAGCUAUCAAGACACUUUUGCGACAACCCAAAGCGUCUAAGGUUCCUAACAUCAGUUUGAUUGGAUCUGGUGGCGGCUUUCGAGCUAUGAUUGGCGUGUCUGGUGCAAUGGCAGCAUUGCAGGAAGCAGGACUAUUAGACUGCUGCACAUACAUGUCUUCUCUGUCUGGAUCUACAUGGUAUUUGUCACUGCUAUACGCACUGACAGAAGGCAUGGAUAUUAACAAAUGCAAAGACUAUGUGAGAGAGCGAUGUUCAGCUAUGGCACCAGUCAUGAAUUCGAAAGUACGUACAGUCAAGCAUCGCUUUGAUGAAGUUUCAAGGAAGCUUCGUGAUGGACUGCACGUGUCAGUAGUCGAUCUCUGGACGUCUCUUUUGGAAGAAGUGCUUCAUUCAGGAAUGGAGAAAAAGGAAAGGACUCGACUUUCUGAUGCUCAACGGCUUGCAGCGUCCUGUCAGAUGCCUUUUCCAAUCUACACUGCUGUGGCUGUAGAGCGACACAAUCAUGAAGAGGUCUUCGCUGAGUGGUUGGAAUUUACUCCGUUUGAGUAUGGAAUACACAAAAUGAAACUUUUCACAGCAAUUGAAAAUAUCAGCAGCGAAAGAACCUGCGGUAUAGUCAGCAGGCGAUACCACCAGUUCAAUGUGCCUUAUUUGCAAGCUCUCUGGGGCAGCGCCUUUGCGGGACAAGUUCAAACGUUGAUUAAUCAAUUCACCGAAGGCAAAUCGGGGUUGUCAGCGUUUUUUCUUAGAGCGUUCAGCAAAAUUCUAGAAUGGACGGGUGUGGACGACUUGCGCCCGUUUGCAGCCACUAUACCUAACUUCAUGAAAGGAAUUGACAGCGCUCCUCAUCUUGUUAGAUCUAUCACAUUGGCAAAGAGUCCGUUGUUUAAGCAGUACCAGCGUCACCAAUAUGGCCAUUUGAAUAAAGAUCAAAAGAAAAUAUAUAAGAGUGCGAAGGCACAAGGAAAAUCUACAGACGCACCAAAGAAAUUCAAAGUAUAUGUAAGCGCAUUCAAAAGCGACAGCAACGAAGCAGAAUCGUAUCAAAAGUCUAUUCAGGCAGAAGAUCGUUUAACCGUUGUAGAUGCUGGGUUAGAUUUCAACUUGCCAUUUCCACCUCUGCUUCGACCCGAACGACACACUGACAUCUUUCUUACGUUUGACUACUCUUGGUACGGAUCUUUGGAGAAAAAUCCAUUGAAGAAUGUAUGGAAAGCCAUGACAUGGGCCAAGCGUCACGGUUACAAGUUUCCAGAAGUUCGUGCGGAUAUGUUUGAUGCCAAAAAUCCAAAGAAGUAUUACAUCUUAGAAGACAAGGAAGAUCCUGAUUGUCCUAUUGUCAUUCUGUUUUGUUUGUGCAACUCUCAUGAACAAGUCGAUCCAUAUUCCUCGGUUUACGACACUUUCAAUUUUGAAUACACUUUGGAUGAUGUCGUUCGACUCCAGGAGCUGUGUCAUGACAACACGACACUGGCCAUCGAUGAUAUCAAAGAUUGUAUCCGCAGGAAGAUGCAACUCUAACUUGAAAUGAUUUCAAAUCACUUCAAAUGAUGAGUAACAUGAACAAUUGCAGUUUUGUUGAAUUGCAUCAAAGGUCUGUGUAAUUGUUUCGCUCGCGCAGUGUAGAGUACUCUUCAACUUGUUGUCUAGCAAAGCAAAUGUUAUGAACUGCUGGAAUUGUUUGGUGCUAAGUAGCUAUAAAUUUACACUGUUUGAC